UCAGAUUAACAGAGACGGCCGAGCAGAGCGGCUCCAUGUGUGAACGGCCACGUAAGCUCAUCAGAGGUGCCGUCUCACUGACCGGACUCUACCUGGUGUAUGGAUAUGGAGCCUCGCUGCUCUGCAACCUGAUUGGAUUUGUCUAUCCAGCCUAUUACUCAAUCAAAGCCAUCGAAAGUACGAGUAAAGAAGACGACACAAAAUGGCUGACGUACUGGGUGGUGUACGGCGUCUUCAGCAUAGGCGAGUUCUUCUCAGACAUCUUCCUCUACUGGUUCCCGUUCUACUACGCCUUCAAGUGUCUCUUCCUGUUGUGGUGCAUGGCUCCAAUGUCGUGGAACGGCUCCCAGAUCAUCUACAACAGAGUGGUCCGGCCCAUCUUCCUUCGUCACGAGGCCAUGGUGGACAACUUAGUGAACGACCUCGGAGGGAAGGCGAUGAGCGCCGCCGAGAACCUGACCAGAGAGGUUCUGACCACUCUGGUGAAGAAUAAAGCUCUGGUGAGUCCGUCAGCGCCGACCGUCUCCGAGCAGAAGAGUUUACCGAGUACAUCGUCGGCUAAAGUCACGCCGUUAGAGUCAGAGGAAGAGAAACCGGUACGUACAUCACAGCUGCUUCACGUCUUUAGAAUAAAACUUUGAAGUUUGACCUUCUUUAUGUUUGACCUUCAAAAUGCGGUUUCUCUCCGCCUGACAUUAAUUCAUCUACUGGAGACAUUAUUUAUUUGUAUUUCUUCAUAGUGUCUUAGUAGUGACAGAUUAUAUGGGGAGGUUAGUUAACGUGGUUUGAGCUCAUACUGCAGCUUUUUAUAAACACUAAAUCGUUUGUAACGUCCAAUCAGAUCGAAGAACUUUGCACGCUAACCCGUCUGUCCUGUUUCCUGUUCCAGCCUUUCCUGGGUUAACCAGGUAAGCCCACUAGUUAGCUAUCAGUUAGCAUGCUGCAGUGAAUGUUGUGAGAAGAGAAUUAGCACGUAGCAUCAGGCUGCAGAUU
This is a messenger RNA of Labrus bergylta (ballan wrasse), 993 nucleotides long. NCBI's taxonomy places the organism in Eukaryota, Metazoa, Chordata, Actinopteri, Labriformes, Labridae. The record is from RefSeq and is a predicted model, not a curated record.